Mus pahari (shrew mouse) is the source of this 1320-nucleotide messenger RNA. It is a transcript of the gene Exosc2, whose product is annotated as exosome component 2. Gene Ontology annotation, cellular component: cytoplasmic exosome (RNase complex); nuclear exosome (RNase complex). Gene Ontology annotation, molecular function: RNA binding. Lineage: Eukaryota; Metazoa; Chordata; Mammalia; Rodentia; Muridae. The transcript has 9 exons. The record is from RefSeq and is a predicted model, not a curated record. Gene Ontology annotation, biological process: exonucleolytic trimming to generate mature 3'-end of 5.8S rRNA from tricistronic rRNA transcript (SSU-rRNA, 5.8S rRNA, LSU-rRNA); CUT catabolic process; nuclear polyadenylation-dependent rRNA catabolic process. Bases 16 to 897 code for a protein of 293 amino acids.
GUCCUUGGCGCCAAGAUGGCGUUGGAGAUGAGGCUCCCAAAAGCUCGCAAACCUCUCAGUGAGAGCUUGGGCCGCGACUCUAAGAAACACUUGGUGGUGCCGGGGGACACGAUCACCACGGACACAGGCUUCAUGCGGGGCCAUGGGACAUACAUGGGGGAAGAGAAGCUCAUUGCGUCUGUGGCCGGCUCUGUGGAGAGAGUGAACAAGCUGAUCUGUGUCAAAGCCUUGAAAACCAGAUACAAUGGAGAAGUCGGAGACAUUGUUGUGGGGAGAAUCACAGAGGUUCAACAGAAGAGGUGGAAGGUAGAGACCAAUUCCAGGCUGGACUCCGUCUUGCUCCUCUCGUCCAUGAACCUGCCUGGGGGAGAGCUGAGGAGAAGGUCUGCGGAGGAUGAGCUGGCCAUGAGAGGGUUCUUGCAGGAGGGCGACCUCAUCAGUGCAGAGGUCCAGGCGGUGUUCUCGGAUGGAGCUGUUUCUCUGCACACAAGGAGCCUGAAAUAUGGAAAGCUAGGUCAGGGAGUUUUAGUCCAGGUCUCGCCUUCUCUGGUGAAAAGACAGAAGACUCAUUUCCAUGACUUGCCAUGUGGUGCCUCAGUGAUUCUGGGUAACAACGGUUUCAUCUGGAUCUACCCGACACCUGAGCACAAGGAUGAGGAUGCUGGGGGCUUCAUUGCUAACUUGGAGCCGGUAGCCCUUAGUGAUCGAGAGGUGAUCUCCCGGCUUCGGAACUGUGUAGUCUUGCUGGUAACUCAGAGAAUGAUGCUGUUCGACACCAGCAUCCUGUACUGCUAUGAGGCCUCCCUUGCGCAUCAGAUCAAAGAUAUCUUAAAACCGGAAAUAAUGGAGGAGAUCAUGCUGGAAACACGCCAGAGGCUUUUAGACCAGGAAGGAUGAGGCCGAGAGCAGAAGGAUGGGACUGUGCACCUCUCUGGGCCAGUUUUGGGAGUGAAAAGUCUGCUAUGUGGUCCCCAGGGAGCAGCUGACAAACACAUUGCUCACCUGCAGUGGGGCUGCAGAGCCGGGCCUGUCCUGUUCUGAGACAAAGCUAGGGGGAGGUAAAUGGUGGGUUGGGCUCUUGGGUCCCAGUAGUUUUAGGUCUUUCAGAGCACAGUGCCCCGGCCUGAUGAUGACUUAUCUUGGAAUAACUUGGAGAAUUUAUGACUUCCAAUCACUCCACACAAUGUAAUGCCCCAUGAAACUGUCCUGGUAGAAAACAUGGUGAGCUGGGAAUGUAUCUCAGGAAUGGACCACUUCCUAACGUGUAAGUUCCCAAGUUCCAUUUCCAGCCCUACCCCAACUCCGGAAAAAAAAAAAAAA